AUGCUCAACAGCGAGGAUGAUCGUAUAUUUAGUUUCAUCAAUCCACGUCAUCGUGCACGAUCAGCUGCACAUUUGCUUACACCUGACAUGGCUAGUGCAAGAUCUGCGCCUUCGAAUCAAGAUCGAUCUUUAACGCCUUCAUCUACAUCGUCUUCAUCGUCUUUGGUCGUGUCGAGCAGUCCAAAGCCGACUUCCUCUUCGUUUCUGAAAGUUUCAAUACCGAAUGGAUCCUCAAACAGUUCGCCAUCUUCGUCCGAUGAUCUUUUUGUGAUGACAAUAAUCAAAAGUCCAUCGAUCAGUAGUCAACGCACUCAAACCAAUGAACCUGUGGGAACUACAGUUGUGAAUGAAGACUUAUCCAGCAAUAACAAAUUUCUCAAAAGUAAAGUAACAGCAGCAUUGAAUCAUAUGAAAUAUCGUUGGGUCGUGAAAAUGCGACCAAAUUUUCGUACCAGUGAAACACCGAUCUACUUUCUUGGUGCGAAGUAUGAUGGCAGAGAAGUCACAACUCAUGAUGAUAAUCCUCGUCCACAAUCUGACCAUUCAUAUGCAAAUUUUUUGAAAUCAUUUUCUCAACGAAUUUAUUUUUCAUAUCGAAAACAAUUUGAACCAUUGAUAAGUUCUCGAAAUGGAGAUAUCAUUACUUCGGAUGGUGGAUGGGGUUGUAUGAUACGUUGCGCUCAAAUGUUACUUGCUCAAACAUUACUCGUGCAUAUGACGAAUACAUUUAAUACGACAUAUUCAAACAUUCAAAUAUCAGAGAAAUGUCCAAAACGAAAUUCCAUCGAUUACACACGACACGUAAAUCGAAUCAAUCAAUACAAACAAAUCUAUACAGAUAUCAUUCGAUUAUUCGGGGAUCUUCCAAAUUUGAGGUGUCCAUUUGGCAUUCAUAGAAUUGUUGAACUUGGCACGUCACAUGGCAUUCGACCGGGUGAUUUUUUCGGACCUGUGAGUGCCGCUCACUGUCUGAAAGAAGCAGUUCAAGCUGCCAUUGAAAGCAAACAAAUUCCAGAAAUGCUCCGUGUUUACAUCAGCCAAGAUGCAAUUAUCUAUCGUCAAGAUGUCAAUGAUUUAUGUAGUAAUCCUUUAUCAAAUCCUAAUACUACUAAGAGAACAUCGCUUGAUCCAUCAAGAACAGCAGAUCCAUCGAUACGUUGGUUAACAUCCGUGCUAAUCCUUGUUCCAUUGAGAUUAGGUUUAAAUGAACUUGAUCUGAUCUACGAGAAUUACUUAAAAGAUGCCCUGAAACUACCGCAAACUGUUGGGAUUAUUGGCGGAAGUCCUCGUCAUGCGGUUUAUAUCGUUGGAUUCCAAGAUGACAGUUUCAUUAAUUUCGAUCCACAUUUCAUUCAAACAACAGUGAACGUUUUAGAUAACACAUUUGAUACAUCGAGUUAUUCGUGUACGGCACCAAAAAAGUUAACUGCAAAAAAGAUGGAUCCAAGUUGUACGCUAGGAUUCUAUUGUCGUGAUAAAGCUGACUUUGAAAUGUUUUGCGCACAGUGGAGUCACAUCUGUCAUGUGGCAUCCGGUGAUCGUCGUACGUGUCCCAUAUUUCGAAUCGAACGUGGAACAUUUCAAGAAAGUCACUCACGUACGAUCAAUUCUGAUUAUCCAUUGUUGAAUGAUGACGAAGAUGUUUUUCUUCGCGUCACCAAAUUACCAUCAUGUAAUACAUCUCCACUAUCAACAGCUAAAAAGCAUUUUCUUGUGAAUACUUCAACAAAUAACAGCACAUUUCGUGACUCAUGGGAUGAUGCCGGUCGAUCAUUAAAUGAUAAUACUGAUGAUCGUGUACAUUCUCUUUCCGAUGAUUACGUUUUUCUAUAA
Molecule: messenger RNA, 1833 nt
Organism: Adineta ricciae
Lineage: Eukaryota; Metazoa; Rotifera; Eurotatoria; Adinetida; Adinetidae
Source: the annotation of a GenBank genome assembly